AUGGACCGAGCCCAAAUUUCGACAUCAAACGAUGAUCGCCAUGAACUCGAUAAUGAAGCUCGGCUCGAUGUGUCCAGCUCUCAAAAGGAAGGAAUCUGGCUAUCAACAUACCCAGAACGCCGCUCUACUAAAACUGAGAAAUAUCUCACUUGGCUCCGACUUUUGUGGCCCAUAUUACUCCAUGCAAUCUUGACUACUAUGAUCGUUCUAUUCCUCCUCGUAUACGUCAACCAUCGUACUUUUAACAUUUCCGAACGACGGCCAACCGUUAAACUUCACGAUGGUACUCUGAUAAGAUGGGAGUUUUCAGCCCUCCUUCAAUCCGAUAUAACAACCCUACUCUCGGUCCUUAUCUCUGUCCUUCGCCUUGUCACCUCCUGUUGGCUAGGUCCCCUAUGCUGGCGUUGUGCCUUCAUUUUGAUGGAAAAAUACGGGCUUAAGCCCAGACAGCUUCGCCUCCUGGUCUCUUACGGUGUACCCACAGCUCCUCUUCAAGGACAAGUUAAGGAAGGAAAAAAGAUCAGAUGGAUAAUGUGCUUCAUACUUGUUACAACAAUUCCCUUACAACUUGCAGCUCCGGUCAUCAAUGGUUCUGUGACUUGGAUCACUGCAAAUCACCGUCCGCAUCAUUUACUUAAUCAAUCAAUCCCCGUAUUACACUACAACGGGGAUCAUGAACAAUGGCGCCUUUGGACAGACAAUUUAGGCUAUCGCAGACAAACGGGUCAAACAGCGGCCAGUUUUGACCUUCUCACCUGGAGGUGGGAAACAGAACACAGUGGUCUGCGAAGAUAUUUACCUGGGAUUCAACUACAAAUCAAUAAUACACUUACCAAUAUCACGUUGCCGUACUUCUCUGUUCGGUCUAUUGAGUGGGUUAGUAACCCACAAAACCUCAUGGGAGAAGGCAAAGUCAACGUCGAGGAUUUUAUAUGUUCCAUGAUCAAUGUUACGGGUGAAUUAUGUCGCCAACCUCGCUAUGGGCCUAUCCUCAUACCAGGCACCCCAUGGUCUAACCAAAUCAUGCCCAACCCACUGGUAGUUUCUAAGAGACAAUUGGUGGUGGAGUAUGUGGGGUCAAGAUAUCGAUAUUCUAGUAGACCACAUGGCUGUCUCUACGUCAAAGAGCAAAACAAAAUAGGACCUGAUCAUGCUAUUUAUGUCGAUCCUGCAGAAGUGUGUUAUCAGUUCGCCUGGGUCCACUAUACUGCCGGUAUCAGCACUUGUUAUGAUUGUCUGGUUUCAUCACAUCGUACCGUUCGAAACAGCACUUUCCAAUCUGUGAAUCCAGAUACCUUGACAGAAACUGCUUUGAGACUGGCACCCGAAAUUGUGGGCCUAGUUGAAAGUAUGAUGUAUAUGGAAAAGGAAUCUGUGUGGAGUAGCCCUGAGGACCGUAUCGUGGGAUUACUUACCCGCUCUUAUGCUGCAUCCUGGAUGGCCCUCACAGGGGCUUUAUGGAAUGUACAAUUCAACACAACCUACUCCAUCUCGGCUCCCGCAUCGCAGGCUUUAGUAGAUAUACGACGCAUUUACAUGUGGCUCGGCCUGCAGUUCCUCGCCACGCUAUCAGGAUUACUCUUCACUUUUAUUCAAUCACGCUCAGCUACGCUGGUUAUAUUUGACACUGCGUUGACCGCAUUUUAUCUGGACACAAGCGCGGUAUAUAAAGCUGACAGAUAUCAUGAAGUUCCCCAGAUACGGCAAGUGGAGUUGGAAGAAGAUCGCUUGUGGCUUAAAGAUCAGUAA
Messenger RNA from Rhizoctonia solani, 1749 nucleotides. RefSeq lists its product as uncharacterized. The transcript has a single exon. The record is from RefSeq and is a predicted model, not a curated record. The coding region runs from base 1 to 1749 and encodes 582 amino acids. NCBI's taxonomy places the organism in Eukaryota, Fungi, Basidiomycota, Agaricomycetes, Cantharellales, Ceratobasidiaceae.